AUGGGAGACGCCACUCCCCCAGACAUCACCGCCUUGCGUAUACAAGGAGACUCGCCCACCACCUCCGACCCUUCUUCCCCCUCUCAAUCCCCGCACCCGACCCCAAACGACACCACAUCCCCGCCCCCGCCACAGCCCCGUCCCUCGCCCCAACCAGUCGCCUCUGCGCCCGUCAUCCCCACAGGCCGCGCCCCACCAGGCGCCGCAGGCCGCCCACCAGCAGGCAGGGGUAUGCCAGCUCCUAUGGGUAUACGAGGCGCUCAGGCCGGCCGCGGAGGCCCAGGCGGACAAAUGCCUGCCAAGAUGCUCCCCAGUUUGCAGGCCAAAAUGGACAAGAUCGCAGCAUCUCGCCAAGGGCCGCCUCCCUCGACCGGCGCGGCUGACCCCAACUCGACCUCCAUGGGAGCCCUGCUCCGGUCGCAGGCGCUCAAAGCACCAGGUUCGUCCCCGAAUCCCUCGCCGGGCCCUGCGUCUGGCCCCUUCGGACUCGCUGCACGGAGAGCGGCGGGAGGCAAUGGCCCGCCAAGGCCAAAUUUGAGUAUGAUGGGUAUGGGGGCCAGUGCGCCGGCAGUCGGACGAGGUGGUGGACUCGCAGGCAGACGAGGGCCCCCGGGUGGCUUGACGUUGAGUGGCAUGAAGGGCGCGCCAAAGGAUGAAGGAAACAAGUUUGCAGACUUUCAAAGUGUCGUCGAUCCCUCAGGCUCAUUGAGGUUCUCCAAAAAGGCCGUUCUCCACGCCAAGGGUGUCGACUUUGACGACGGACAGUCGUUCAAGAUCAAUAUGGACGAGAUCGAGGUCCUCGGCGAGUUGGGCAAGGGCAAUUAUGGCUCAGUCCAUAAGGUUUUGCAUCGCCCUACCGGCGUACUUAUGGCUAUGAAGGAGAUCCGCCUCGAGCUCGACGACUCCAAGUUGAGCGGUAUCAUCAUGGAGCUCGACAUUCUCCAUCGCGCCAAAUCGCCAGAGAUCGUCGAGUUCUACGGUGCUUUCACCAUCGAAAGCUGUGUGUAUUACUGUAUGGAAUACAUGGACGCUGGAUCGCUGGACACUCUCACGGGGGGAGGUGUGUCUGCAAAGGACCAGAAUGCAGAAGAAGUAGAAGAUGCGACUACAAGAGUACCCGAACCGGUACUGCGCAGGAUCUCUGCAGCUGUAGUCAGGGGUCUGGGCUUUUUGAAAGAUGAUCUGCAGAUCAUGCACCGAGACGUCAAGCCGACAAACGUGCUGAUCAACAAGAAGGGCGAGAUCAAGCUGUGUGAUUUCGGAGUGUCGGGGCAGUUGGAAAAAAGUUUAGCAAAGACCAACAUUGGUUGUCAGUCAUACAUGGCUCCCGAGAGGAUCAAGUCUGAAACUGUCAACCAAAAUCCAACCUACACAGUCUCAUCCGAUGUUUGGUCUGUUGGUCUGUCCAUCGUCGAGCUCGCCAAGGGCUGUUACCCCUACCCGCCUGAAACGUUCGCCAAUGUGUUUGCACAGCUGCAAGCUAUCGUGCACGGGCCGGCGCCCACUUUGCCUCCGGGUUAUAGCGAUGAUGCGAACGAUUUCGUCGCCAAGUGUCUCCACAAAGACCCGAAUCAACGACCGACUUAUGCCCAGCUUCUUGAACACCCAUUCUUAAUCAAGGACAAAUCCGAAGACGUGGAUAUCGUCGGAUGGGUGGAGGCUGCUCUAGCCAGAAAAGCAGAAAGAGGGAUUGCCAGCUUGAACCCUAUCGAGCUGGCGUAA
Messenger RNA from Cryptococcus amylolentus CBS 6039, 1722 nucleotides. RefSeq lists its product as hypothetical. The transcript is spliced from 6 exons. Gene Ontology annotation, biological process: MAPK cascade; cellular hyperosmotic response; protein phosphorylation. Gene Ontology annotation, molecular function: ATP binding; MAP kinase kinase activity. NCBI's taxonomy places the organism in Eukaryota, Fungi, Basidiomycota, Tremellomycetes, Tremellales, Cryptococcaceae. Bases 1 to 1722 code for a protein of 573 amino acids. The record is from RefSeq and is a predicted model, not a curated record.